This is a messenger RNA of Cyprinodon variegatus (sheepshead minnow), 4521 nucleotides long. It is a transcript of the gene gja8b, whose product is annotated as gap junction alpha-8 protein-like. NCBI's taxonomy places the organism in Eukaryota, Metazoa, Chordata, Actinopteri, Cyprinodontiformes, Cyprinodontidae. Bases 1186 to 2454 code for a protein of 422 amino acids. Gene Ontology annotation, biological process: cell communication. The transcript is spliced from 2 exons. Gene Ontology annotation, cellular component: connexin complex. The record is from RefSeq and is a predicted model, not a curated record.
UUUCAUUUCGUCAAGGAAAUAUUUCAGUCUGGUGAAUUGAUUCAUGUUAUUUUAUGCUCUACUACAUAACACAGACAAACAAAUGCGAAUAAACGUACACUGUAAAAUACAUCCAGCUAAUAUUAAAGUGAAACAUAUUAGUAAUUCAACUGUGGGUAAUGAAUAAAUAUAAUAUAGGUUAGAGCAACAAAUGUUAGACUAUGAACAAAAUUAAAACAGCCAUAUACAAAAUGUUCUCCUUACUCUUUUAUGUUUAAUGGCAAAUCCCAAUAAUUCUGCUUUAAUUUGAUUAGAAGAGAUGGUUGGUGUUACACUAUUUUCAUGUAUUCAGAAUAUUCUAAAUCUAUAAAAAGCGGAAGUUAAAAAAAGUCUUAAAGUAGCCAAGCUUAUUCCGUUUUUUUUGACACAUUUGUUGUGAUUCACAAUAAGUUUGUGUGUUACAGGGAACAAAGAGAUAAACCCAAGAUCCAUACCUGACAUGCUGCCCAAUGGCCAUUAAUUACAAAAAGAGGGAAAAAAACAAAACAGGCAAAUAAAAUCAGAUAAAAAAAUAUCCUAAAACAAAAGUUAGAUAUUGUUGUGUUUUGAGACUCAGACACAUUGCAAUUAAUCCACACAUAUUCUGUCCCCAAAGAAUCACUGUGUUUUUUUACUAAUCCACAAGGUUCUCCUUUAUCCUUGCCUGGUCUUAUGGUUUAUUACUGACCUGCCUCUAAUGGCAUCAGCUGGAGGCAGCGGUUCAAACUGCAUCCACCUCGCCCAUAUUUCCAUAGAUGGAACAUGGAUGGGUAAGAAAGUAGGAGUUUGACUGCGCUGCUGUGGACUCAAUGCCCCGACAGUGUCCGUGUUGGUGCAGGAGCUUGAGGCCUGCUUCCAUACAUCCCUGCCCUGGCUUUGUUGAUCCUAUUGUCUUUUGCGUCACCCACACGUCGCCCAGCAAAUAAAGGCCGUCUGGCUCCAAGCUUAAAUAUUGCAGCAAACUAAAAACCAACCAUCAGACUCGAUUCAUUCACAUCUGCUCAGUGGGGCGACAAGGACAGGGCUUUAGGUGGGAAAGAGGGCAGAAAAAAGUUCACUUUCCCCUGCCGGGUGCCAAGAGAACGGGACAGGACUCAACUUUGCGGGAGCCGCAGCUGUGUGUCCCUCCCUACCCCACCCUUCAUUUUGCAGUGCUACGGACCGAUCAUGGGUGACUGGAGUUUUCUGGGUAAUAUUUUAGAGGAAGUCAACGAGCACUCUACGGUGAUCGGCCGGGUGUGGCUCACGGUGCUCUUCAUCUUCCGUAUCCUCAUCUUGGGCACGGCAGCAGAAUUCGUGUGGGGUGACGAGCAGUCCGACUAUGUUUGCAACACACAGCAGCCUGGAUGCGAGAAUGUGUGCUAUGAUGAGGCCUUCCCAAUCUCCCACAUCCGCCUGUGGGUUCUGCAGAUUAUUUUUGUGUCCACGCCGUCUCUGGUGUAUGUUGGCCACGCUGUGCACCAUGUCCACAUGGAGGAGAAACGUAAGGAACGAGAGGAGGCAGAGCUUAGUCGGCAACAGGAACUGAGCGAGGAGCGUCUACCUCUGGCACCUGACCAGGGAAGUGUCCGAACAACCAAAGAGACCAGCACCAAAGGAAGCAAGAAGUUUCGCCUUGAAGGCACCCUGCUGAGAACCUACAUAUGCCACAUAAUCUUCAAGACACUAUUUGAAGUGGGUUUUGUGGUAGGCCAGUACUUUCUUUAUGGCUUUCGCAUCCUACCACUGUACAAGUGCAGCCGCUGGCCCUGCCCAAACACAGUGGACUGCUUUGUGUCUCGCCCAACAGAGAAGACUGUCUUCAUCAUCUUUAUGUUGGCUGUGGCCUGUGUCUCGCUAUUUCUCAACUUUGUGGAAAUUAGUCACUUGGGUCUGAAGAAAAUUCGCUUUGUCUUUCGUAAGCCAGCUCCAGCCCCAGCCCAAGGUGACAGUACCACCCCGAUGCCGCCACAAGGAAAAGGUCUGCCCCCGCUGGCUGUUUCCUCUUUGCAGAGAGCAAAAGGUUACAAAUUGCUAGAGGAGGAAAAAGUUCCACCUUGCUCUCAUCUCUACCCUCUUGCUGAAGUUGGGAUGGAGGCUGGCAGAGGGACCCCACCCUUCCAGGAAGUGAAGGUGGAGGAAGUGCUGCCCAUGGAGGACAUCUCUAAGGUGUAUGAUGAGACUCUGCCUUCCUACAGCCAAACAACUGAGACAGGGGGAGUGACGUUGACGUUACAAGAAGAGCAAGCUGAGGAGGUGCCGCCACCAGAGGUGGAAGCAGAGAGAAUAGAGGAAGGUCUAGAUGAGGAUGUGGAGAUAGAGGAAGCUGUGAACACAGAGGUGGUAACCCCUGCCGAGCCAGAGGUGGAGGCGACGGAUACGAUAGAAGAUACCAGACCUCUGAGUCGACUGAGCAAAGCAAGCAGCAGGGCCAGGUCAGAUGAUCUCACCAUAUGAACCUGUAAGAGAAAGCAGAGUCAUGCUUUUACAAAUUCAACAUCAGAGAGAACAUAUGCAAUGAAUUCAAAGCAGUGCAGGUAGAUGAAAAAGUUGAUGAAAAAGAAUAUGGACAGGGAUAGAGAAAAAAGCUUCUGCAGAAAGCAAAAAAAAAAUAUAAAUAAAUAAAAAUAAACAAAGCAAUUAAAACGGUUCAGAGUGUUUGAGGUAAAAUGGAAUAUAAAAGUAGGGCUUAAAGAGGGGACUUUUUUACUUAGUGUGUACUUAUUUUAAAAACAGGAGAUGUUUUUACUUAAUGAAAAUCUUAUUUUCAGUUUUUAGACAUCUUUUCUAUUGAAAGAGUUGUAGCUAUGUAUAAUGGAGAAAUAGGCACUUGUAUACAAGAGUAGAGUAGAUAGGGGAAGGACUCCUAGAAUGUCUGCAAGUCGAUGCUUUUGCUGCAGAUGGACGAUGACUUUCGUAUUCAGGCAGUGACAGUGAAAAGCUAACUAGUGGCCACAGACAUUUCUGUCUAAGAAUGUUUCUGCACAGAACACAACUGCUGGCAAAGUUAACAGGUACACAGAUGUUUAGAAGCAACAGUCUGUUUUAGGUUCAGAGGGGCGUACUUCUUUUGCACAUUCAGAGACUUCAACUCUGCAAGGCCUUUAACCCUCAUAACACCUCAUCUACUCAUCCAUUUAUGCAAGAUUCUUUCAAGAGAAGAGGGAUUUGCAUCAGUUACAGAGCAUUUCUCUCCUUUUUGUGUUUAUGUGCUAGACGGUAAAGCCGGAGCAUAGUCUUUAAGAAUAAAAAUUAUUAAAAAAAAAAAAUAAGAACAGAUGUUGAAUGUUUUUUUCAUUGUGAUUUGCAUAUUUUUAUUUUAGAUAUGUAGCUUUUAAUGAAACAGUGUACUGUGUAAUCAGCCCUCCGUGGAAGAGAGAGCAGGGCUCAUUUGAACCAAUCAGAGAGGGGACUGCCGUAGUGACCUCAGGCUAACUCCUCUUUUUGCGUGCUGUACAAAUAGGCGUACAGGCGAUAAAGAUCAUGCAGCAUCAGCACAAACUAUUGUUGUGGAUGAGACAAUAAAAGAAACCGUGCUCAUCAAUGAAAACAGGCAUCCUUGACCUGGGAAAUCACAUUUUAUCUUAACCUCACAUACACAUUGUUAUUUAUCAGGACAGUAAAAAAGACACACUAUAAAAUGCAUAGGUUUCAGAGCAUCUCUUCAACAUGCCAAAAACAAUUUUGAUUAAAUACAUCACCAUUAAAGCAACUGAUUUCAGAUAUUAGAAUUGUUGGAAGAAAUAUGAUUUAUAGGGUUAAGAAAGAUUCUAACAAAACUAUUAAAUCUAAUACAAUCCUUGCAAGUAAAUCUUUUUGAGUUAAGUGGUACAUUUACCUUUAUCAAUAACAAGGGUUUUAAUUUAAAGUGAAAACAAAUGUUCACCCUCAAUCUAGCAAAAUUGUUUAAUUCAUAUGGGUUUUUUUUCUCCAUGCUGUACAACUGUUUGCUUUAUCUGUAAAUGUGCAUUCUUGAUUGUAGAAAGUGGAUGUAUUUUUCUGAGACAUCUGUAAACAUCACAUUUCUCUUUUCUUUUUUUCAAGACAUUAAUAUGUUAUGUUCUGUGUGUUUCAUGUUCCAUAUCCACAAACUCCACAUACUCAUAAAAUAAUGUGCCUGUAAAGCAGUUGUAGUGAUUUGAGCAUCAAUUCCCAGUCUUCAUGCUGCAUAAAUUUGUGCCAUUUAUGUAGCAUUCAAAGUGUUUUUUGUCAAGAUUAUAAUUGGACAAGUACUUCUCCCUUAGCGGAGGCAUAUAUAUAUCCCCUUUGUGACCCCCUCUACAUCCCCUCAUAUCUGCACACCUUCAUGAUCCAAUGCCAAAACAAGUUAAAAGUGCACAAUGAUGUCAUGCUCCAAAGAUAACACUGGGUCUUUUUUUACAUUAAAUGGCUGGUAAUGUAUGAAUUUUUUUUGUACUUUGAAACUGUAGAAUUACCUGUAUGUUUGCAUGAAGACACAAUGAUUAAUAUUUGGGAAAAAACAAAACAGAAGAAAAAACAAAUCCUUUUUACUAACUUGUAGUC